This is a messenger RNA of Hydra vulgaris (swiftwater hydra), 1755 nucleotides long. Its product is annotated as zinc finger MYM-type protein 1-like. Lineage: Eukaryota; Metazoa; Cnidaria; Hydrozoa; Anthoathecata; Hydridae. The record is from RefSeq and is a predicted model, not a curated record.
AUGUCUGAGAAAAAGAGACUAUCAGUAAAGAAAGAUAAAGAAAGUCAAAGAAAAGCUAUUUUGAAAUAUUUUUGUGCAGAAACACAUUCUACAGGUACUGAUUCUGCUACUGAAAGCGAUAGCGGUGUGACAACUCCUGCUGUUAAUAUUCCAAGACAAAUUGAAACUGAAACUCAAAUUAGCAUAUUAUCAUCUGCAGACUACAGUGACCCUGCAAAUUGGCCUACUCAUUUUAGUGACAAUUUUCGGCAAUUUGUUAUAAAAAAUAGACCGCAAAAAAUUGAAAAAUAUAACUUUCCACAAGAUCGAGAUGAACAAAAAAGAAAAUUUUCAUUAAUCUAUUACAAGCGGACAUUACCAAAUGGAGAAGAAAUCUCUUGUUCUUGGCUUAUAUAUUCAGUUUCAAAAAAUAAAGAACUUGAUAUACGUUUAUCUACAGAAAAAACCAUUGCUCAUAUUAACCAACAAAAAAUUAAUGAAAAAGAACAAUAUUGGCAACGAAUUUUAGAAAGAUUAAUUGCCUUAGUCAGAGUACUGGCUAUGCAAAACUUGGCAUUUCGUGGAAAAAAUGAAAAGCUUUACAAUAAUGCCAAUGAUAAUUUUUUAAAAUUUGUUGAGUAUCUUGCUUUAUUUGACCCAUUAAUGAAUGAACAUGUGCGGAAAAUUAAAAAUCAAAAAAAUAAAACUGCUCAUUAUCUUGGAAAAGGAAUUCAAAACAAAUUAAUACAAAUACUAGCAAAUGCUAUAAAAGAUAAUAUCUUGACUAGAGUAAAAUUUGCUAAAUAUUAUUUUAUAAUUUUAGACUGCACCUCAGAUAAUAGCCAUACAGAACAAAUGACAAUAAUAAUUCGAUUCAUACCUGUGGAGAAACCUACAGGUGGUUUUUUGGCAAAAACAUUAAUUGAACAAUUGGAAAAUUUUAAUUUACCAAUUGAAAAUCUCCGUGGACAAGGAUACGAUAAUGGAAGCAACAUGAAGGGUAAGGAGAAUGGGGUACAAAGAAAAAUUUUGGGUAUAAAUCCUCGGGCGUUUUUUAUUCCAUGCAGCGCACAUUCACUAAACUUAGUUUUGAAUGAUGCAUGCAAGUGUAGCUUAGAUGCAAUAAGUUUUUUUGGUGUGGUGCAACAGAUUUAUAGUUAUUUUUCGGGAUCACCUUCUCGUCGGCAAGUUUUUCGUAGCUAUUUUCCAGAUUUUACUGUCAAGUCACUAAAUGAUACAAGAUGGGAAAGCCGCAAUAAUGCUUUAAAACCAUUACGAUACAAUCUCGGAAUAAUUUACGAUGCUUUAAUGCAAAUAUUUGAGGAUCCAAGAUUACAAACUACAUCAGUAGGAAAUUCUUCCCAAAAUGAGGCUAAAGGGCUCGCAAAUUCUAUUUGCAUAUUCAAGUUUAUGGUUGCCCUUGUUUCAUGGUUCGACAUUCUUUUUGAAGUUAAUAUUUCUAAUAAAAUAUUACAAAAUAAGAAAGUUGAUUUGAAUGUAGCUACACAACAAUUAAAUAUUACUAAAAACAAACUUGUAAAAAUGAGAAAUGAUGAAGGCUUUCAAAGAAUUAUUGUUGAUGCUGCUGAAAUUGCAAAGGAAUUGGAAACAGUAACAAAUUUUGAAGAAAAACAUGUCGGGAGAAGGAGAAAAAAGCGACAGUUCGAUUAUGAAACACAAGAUGAAGCGUUGCAAGAUCCAAAAGAAAAAUUUAAAGUUAAAUUUUAUUUUAAAAUUUUUAGACACUGCUAUACAGUCUAUUGCGGAAAGGUUUGA